Cylindrotheca closterium is the source of this 1710-nucleotide messenger RNA. The record is from the annotation of a GenBank genome assembly. NCBI's taxonomy places the organism in Eukaryota, Bacillariophyta, Bacillariophyceae, Bacillariales, Bacillariaceae.
AUGAAGUUAUUGAUCCCUCUCUUUCUUUGCAACAUCGCAUCGGUUGCUGCUGAUCUUGGCAAGACAGAACCUCCCCGUCCUACUCCACGUCCGACAGAACAUGACAAAUUCAACCGUGAUGGGACCGAAGCACCGGAUGUCAUCGUAGUGCCAACAACAGAUGCUCCUGUUUGGCCUCCAACACCUCCUCCUAUUGGGAAUCCACCACCGACUCGGCCGCCCACUCGGCCACCGACUCCUUUUCCUACACUUCGACCCACUCCUUCGCCUACAAAACGGCCCACUCCACAGCCGACUCAGCGACCCACUCCUCGACCCACGGAGCGUCCUAUCAGUGCACCGGUUACUCCUGAUCGUAAUGACGAACCUGGCCAACCCAUUGUCUUUCCACCCAAUCCAAAUCCAACACCUAAUCCUACGCCCAAUCCAACGCCCAAUCCAACCCCUAAUCCCACCCCAGCACCAACUCCACAACCCACAUCCGCAAGGCCUACCCUACCACAAAACAUUUUUGAGAUAGCCGGAGGCAAUUCGUGUCCGCAUGAAACUCUUUUGAGCGUUAUCGAUACUACACCAGGCGUAAAGACUUUUCUCAUUUCCAGCUUUCCAGUCACCAUCUUUGGCCCCACCGACAGCGCCUUUUCAUCCGCUGGAAACUUGGAUCCAGCUACCUUGGGAAAUGUUUUGGCUGGACAUGUAGUGCCAGGAGUGUAUACAACUGCUGACAUUAUUGCGAAUGAGUGUGUCGAGCUUACUUCUCUUUCAGGCGAACAACUUCGUGUCCGUUACGCGAACGGUCAAAUAGAGAUCAACGAUGCCGUUGUGACUUGUGAUGAUGCUGCCGGUUCUGGAGGUAAUAUUCUUGGGAUUGACCGUGUCAUCCCUGCAGGUACCUUCCGUCCAUGCCGCAAUGGGUAUGUGGAACAAGCAUUUCUAUAUGGAAAUCCUGACCCAUUUUUAAUCGUAAGGGGUACCAUGUACGAUGCAGCAUGGCGACGAGGUGGAUAUGGUCUUCUUCUAAGUUCCAUCACCAGAUCCACAGGCGUAAUGGAUACCAUUGCACGACACUAUCCCGUCACCAUUUUUGCGCCAAACGAUGAUGCCUACAACGCUAUGUAUGAUAUGCUCGUCAUGACCGACAUGCGUGACAUCGGUAGUAUUUUCUCUGCCCAUGUCGUCAAAGGAAUCUACACCCUUCGAGAUUUUGCCGAAGCUGGUUGCAUGGAAUUGGACACUGUUGGGGGCACCAAGAUUCGUGUCCUAGUGGAAAAUCUCAUGGUCAAAGUGAACGAUGGCCUAUUGACUACUCCCGAUAUGGCUGGCAAUGGUGCUGAUGGUAUCAUUCAGGGCAUUGACAAAUUCUUGUUGGAAGGAUCCUUUACACCAUGUCCAGGGUCAUCAGGUAAUACCAUGGCGGGGUCCGCCAUUCUUGAUCCCCCGGCAGACGGUACACCUGCUAUUCCUCCUCCUACCACUGAUACCCAAAGGGACGAAGAUACGGUUGCUAGUCCUCCUCCUCCUCUCAUCUUUGACCCGCCAGCGACUCCGGAGGAGACUGCAGCCGUUCUCCCUCCGCCUCCAACUCCCAAAGAGAACGAAGAGGAUAAGAAGGACAAGGAUGACGACAAGAAGGAUAAGGAUGAUAAAAGCAAGAAGGACAAGAGCAAGAAGAAGAGCGACAGGAGGCUUCGGAGCAGCGGUGGCGUUUAG